AAAAAUCCCCGUCUUUCUUCAAACAUUUCUCAUUCUUCAAGCUGUUUCCAGGAUAAAAUUUUAUUCAAUUUCUUCUUUCGUUGAUUUUUCUUAGAGCUUUAAAAUUAUGAAACAUUCAGUAAAUCGACCACCAACUCCAGUUGCUGCAGACGAUCAAGGGAAAGAACCCACCCUUCAAGAAAUUAUUAACAUCAAGUUGAUCGAGAGUGGGGAAAAAGAGAGAUUAAUGGAGCUGUUAAGAGAAAGGCUUAUAGACUGUGGUUGGAAGGAUGAGAUGAAAGCUAUUUGCAGGGCGUAUAUUAAGAAGAAAGGAAGAAACAAUGUCACUGUAGAUGACCUUGUGCAUUUGAUCACCCCAAAAGGCAGAGCUUCCGUUCCUGACACCAUAAAGGCCGAGCUCUUGCAAAGAAUUCAUAUGUUUCUCAUGUCUGCUGCUCUUUGAUCAUCAGCGUGCGUAGGAAAGCAAUAGAGCAGCUCAUACUUGCUUGAUGGGUUUGAAUGGUAAGCUUGUUAGGGUUUGGCUGUACCAGCAAGUCUUGUUUAAGGUAAUGUUGUUUAUUUGAAAUACCUGAAUACUAUUAGGCUGAAGGAAUGAUCAGUGUUCGCAGCAAGUUGGACGGAACUUCGUUUAUGCUUUAUUGAUGUUUACAAUUGUCCGCUAUCAUAUCUAUUCCCUAUUGCUGUAAUCUUUGGAACUUUGGGAUAGAAAACUCUGCAUUAGUCCUCUGGUGGGAGUUAAGUUUGUUAGUGUUUCUUGA
Messenger RNA from Hibiscus syriacus, 758 nucleotides. RefSeq names its product transcription and mRNA export factor ENY2-like. The coding region runs from base 107 to 442 and encodes 111 amino acids. NCBI's taxonomy places the organism in Eukaryota, Viridiplantae, Streptophyta, Magnoliopsida, Malvales, Malvaceae. Gene Ontology annotation, cellular component: nuclear pore; DUBm complex; SAGA complex. The record is from RefSeq and is a predicted model, not a curated record. Gene Ontology annotation, molecular function: transcription coactivator activity; chromatin binding. Gene Ontology annotation, biological process: poly(A)+ mRNA export from nucleus; regulation of transcription by RNA polymerase II; positive regulation of DNA-templated transcription. The transcript has 5 exons.